Messenger RNA from Lineus longissimus, 2887 nucleotides. RefSeq lists its product as uncharacterized. The transcript has 3 exons. Bases 285 to 1724 code for a protein of 479 amino acids. The record is from RefSeq and is a predicted model, not a curated record. Lineage: Eukaryota; Metazoa; Nemertea; Pilidiophora; Heteronemertea; Lineidae.
UAUUGAACUACUACUGAAUUAAAGCAAAAGCUAAGCUGGAACAUGGUUGUCGUCAUGACUGUGGGAUAACUUGGUGUCGCCAAAGCAUUGUUUUCGUGGAUUCAAUUUGCUUGAAUUACAUGUUGAGAAUACGAUCGUAGAUUAAGUGAAACCAGGGUAUAAUAUUCUCAAGGCAUAUAUCCGACAAGGUCUCCAACGACGGUGAAUGCGGAUGUCAACUCGAGCUUCAAAAUACACUCCGGACCAGGACCUACGAACUAAAAAAAAACACUGAAGGAAAGCAAAUGGAAUUGACUGUGAAGAAUAUUUCAUCGGAAAUGAUCAGUCCAAAUGAUUGUCGUGGUUCGUCAUUCGGGAAGAGAGGAUGUUAUCAAAAUAUCUUGAUAGCAUCAGCCCUCCAUAUAUGUAUAUUCGAAAGCACAAUGAUUCUUUGCUUGAGCAUAACCUUUAUACGUCUUGAGGAUAUUGGAAAGCGGCUUGAAGAUACGUCUUUCAAACACUGGCCAGCAAUAACGUCGCGAUCGACAACAGAAUGUUCAGUUUUAAGUUCCAAACAUGAUGCCAUGGCAGGCUUCAACCAUCGGAGAGGGAAGCCUGCAUGUAUGUUCCUGUCAUGGUCACCAUGCAAGAGAUGGAAUCUCAAUGAAGCCCUCAACAGCAGAGAAACAAUGGUCAAAGAGGUAUAUCAAAGAAAUCGUGGGAAUGAAUUGCCGAGAAUGAGUUACAAAGUGCAUAAGAUGCGGCCCGGCUUCAAUCGUCGUAAAAAGGAUUUCCCAUGGAUUGGAGUCUUUUUUGACAAGUACACUAACCGAUAUAUCGUAAUGGAAAUAAGGACUAGGCGACGGUCGCAUUUCCACCUCCUUUAUCUAAAUCGGGGGCGUUAUGUCACAAAACAGUUAUUCAAAUCUGCUGGAAGUUCAAUCAACAAGCUUCUGUGCAUCAGCAAAUUAUAUAUUAUGAAGGCUUAUUUCGUAUUUUUUAGUAACACCAGACCAAUAGAAUGUCCGAGAAUAUUUGACCGUAAUGGCAUUCAUUUGGGUUUCUACACUAUGGAACUGCCCACUCAGAGUCGGAACAUUGAGCUUGUUUGGGUUUCGCAUAUAGAACACAAUGAGUUGACUGGGCAAGCAUUCGUUAUAUACGUUUACCGAACAGUUGAAAAUAAACAAAAGAGUUACUUCGCAUUUGGUGUUUUCCAGAUCGCUGUAAAAAACGGUUUGGGAGAUGAAUUUAACUACACUCUGACAGCGGGGAAGGAGCUGGACGUGCAUAUUAUGCCAAGACUUCUUCACCGUUUACCGUGGAAACUGUUAUUUUCCGUCUUCGUAACCGCAAGUGAGGAUGUACUUGUUACCAUGUGGAACUGCGUACAUCUCUUUACCAAAAGGAGCUUCUACCAGCAGAAAGUCCCAAUAAUAGCCAACACAAAAAUGCGCGAUUGGAGUUUUAAACGGGGAUUUUAUCGCAUAAGGUGGGACAGCGCCAACCAAAUAAUGAUGCUAGCAAAUCAAGUGAACAAAGUGAGGAGAGAUUUGAUUGUGACCUAUGUUCCUAUUCAGAAAAACUUUCCACACUAUUGGUAUUAUAGAAAGAGUUACCAAUCGACGAUAAUUUCAGAUGUUAAUAUGAUUGCCGGUGGCCGGAACGGAUCUUUUGUAGCUUAUCUUUCAUCUGGCCGGUUGCAUCUGAAGUUCUAUCACUUGAUAUAUGCAGGGUUGUUUUAAGGAGAAUAGUGCGACAAUAUUUGAAUUGCAUAUCGAAUUUAGUAUCAUUAUUUUGAGUUUCCCUCAGGUUGUCAGUAAACCCAGACACCCAUGCCGACUUAUCGGCGGUGAAUAUCAGUCCUUAAGUCGACGGUGGAUCGGCAUGAGACACCCGGGAUCAUUAAUUAUUAUGAGUUUUAACACCUACACUUUAAUUGGUCUCUUGCAUUCACUAGUAGGAGGCUUUUUCUGACUUAUAAACGGUUUCUCUAACUUUUUCCUGAUUUCUCCGACAUUUCUCCGACAUUGUCCGGCUUUGUCAAAAAGGUCGGAUUUCCAUAAAACCUGUGAAAAAAAAAUGUCUUCCCAAAGGUAUACGGUAAAAAAAGCAACGGAAAAAGGCAACGGAAAAAAAGCCCGGUAUAAAAAGACAACAGGUAAAAAAGGCAACGGUAAAAAAGGUAACAAAAAAAGACAACGGGUAAAAAAAGCAACGGUAAAAAAGACAACGGGUAAAAAAAGCAACGGAAAAAAAGACAACCAUCUAGGUAAAAAAGACAACAGGUAAAAAAAAUGACUACUAUCAAAGAGGAUCCAAGUAAUGUAAAUGUGUUGGUGACUUUGACCCUUCUUGCGCUUAACAUACCUAUACAUGUCAUUGCAUGUAGAUGAACGUGUUCAAUGGUCUAGGACUUCAACUUUAGAGUCACGAGAAUAGCAGAUCAAGAACGUCAAGCUGUCUUCAAUGCGGAAAUCUCCUUUGCCACAACAAACAAUGUUUAAUUGAAAUCUAGUAUAACCAUCAGUAUCAAACUGAUUCUUCGAAUUCCCAAGUCCACACUAUAGGCUGAUAGGUAUACGGUAAAAAAAGCAACGGAAAAAAAGACACCGGAAAAACCAUACUUUAUCUAAAUUUGGUUACGCUAUGAGUGCGGCGUUGACAAAAGUGGAACAUUCAUUUUCCAGUCGUUGCCAGAAUAAAUAUCGAUUUUCGCUGAAAUCGGGACAAACGCAGAAGAAAUGUACAUGUGGAUGGGCAGAGACCUGUAUUCAUCCGCGACCGGAAGAGUCACAUAGAGCUUAUCAAAAUGUGAAGUUGUGGUAAAUACAUGGCUGGGAUGGACCAAAGUGGAAUUAAUUCUCAAUCUGUGGUUGAUUCUUAAUCUACAGAGUCAGGCCAUCAC